AUGUCUGGUCUCGUCAACAAAGCCAAGGGGAUGGUCGGAAGUCAAUCUGCAAAGCACGACACUCAGCACGGCUCAACCAACGCUGGGCCACACAACUCCAACAUCGCGAAUAAAUUAGAUCCACGCGUUGAUAGCGACUUCGACCACAGAGAGAAUCCGGGCAGUAUCGUAGGUGGCUAUGGCAAAGGACAAGCCCAAGGCCCCUUCGAGACGACCAAUCAGCCAUACGACACCCACUAUCAGGGAACUGCUGGCAGUGGUAACGCUCCGAGCACUGCAGGCCCACACAAUAAGGAUAUGUUGAACAAGGCCGAUCCAAGAGUUGACUCUGACCGAGACCACAGCACAACUCUUGGCGGAAACAAGACACAUACCUGA
Molecule: messenger RNA, 378 nt
Organism: Lithohypha guttulata
Lineage: Eukaryota; Fungi; Ascomycota; Eurotiomycetes; Chaetothyriales; Trichomeriaceae
Exons: 2
Coding region: 1-378 (125 amino acids)
Source: RefSeq, a predicted model, not a curated record